AUGGGUGGCGGCCAUCAGCACGACGGCUCGCAGCAGCAGCAGCGGCGGAGUGGAGGAGACCUGCUAACGGCCCCCCAAGGCCACGGUGAAGCCCGUGGCUGGGAGGCGCUGGCGGCCUCACCUCCGCCCUCGCUGCCAGAGGAGCGGCAGCACCGCGAGCCGGGGCAGCCGUGGGGGCGCGAUCGAGGAGGCGCCCCCUCCAAACACCUCAUGGGCGCCUUCUCCCGUGGGUCCAAGAACCACCACCGCGGCAAGUGCACGCCGUGCCGCCACACCAUGACCGGGACCCCCUGCCCCCAGGGGCGCCUGUGCAACUGCUGCCACUUCCACCACGGCCUGGAGGCGCUCCUCGGCAGGAAGCCCCGCGCGCUCCUCCGAAAGCAGGGCGAGCACGACAGCGCAGCAGGCUCGAUGCCUCUGCUGGAGCGCGUGCAGCCUUGCAGGCUCCUGGCCUGCGCCUCGCUGGACCUGUCGGCUCAGCUGGCCUCCCUGGCCAGCCCCGGCGCCAGCCAGCGGGCCCCCGCCCCGGCGCGCAGCCCAGCGGAGGAGGCCGCCAAGGCGAGCCCGCCGCCCCCGCCGUGCGCGCCCUCAGCGGCUCCCUGGGGCCGCCUCCGCCCCGAGCAGCUCGCCGCGCUGCUGCGGGAGGCGGCGCCUGAGCACUACGAGGACUGA
Messenger RNA from Prorocentrum cordatum, 672 nucleotides. The record is from the annotation of a GenBank genome assembly. NCBI's taxonomy places the organism in Eukaryota, Dinophyceae, Prorocentrales, Prorocentraceae.